AUGCGGUUACCGACGGCGCCGCUCUUGUCGCCUGUACGGCAUUGCGGGUGGUCGCGUGCGGCGACCCCAGAUUCGUUAAUACGGCGAUUGGGCCCGAAUUAUGUUUAUAACGGGCAACGCAGGUUAUCUAGUCAAGGGCGACAAUCCGGGGGUGGACUCUUACCUAGACUUCACCCGCCAAGAACCGCCCUGGGAAGCCAAGUCCGCUCGUUCAAGAAGGCAAACUACAUCGAAAAAAUCAGUGAUCACGAGAGCGCAGAAGAGCUGCUGGAAGCAUUGGAAGUCCGUGAUGAUGAAAAGGAUACUUCUUCCCACCGUAAAGUCAUUGAGGAGCUCGAAAAUGGCCCAAAACGCUCAGCAGAGAAGCGUAACGACUUGUUGACGGAGCACAUGACGAAGGGAAAAAUGCUCACCACGCCGUCCCGACUAUUUAAGCUCAUUAUUCCCCUGACCACAAUCGGGAAACAAGGCCAUGACAAGGGCAUUAUAAUGAAAGACCCUCUCCAACCGAUUGAUCCACAUAGCCAACAAGAGAAUACAGUCAUCGAGCCCAUUGCAAUCCUAGUCCACCCCCAACAACCGCUCUCCUACCUCGAACGCCUAAUCCAAUCCGAACUCCCACCAAUAAAAGGAGAGAAAGAGACGCUUCGCGCACCUGCAGUAUCUUUCGUAGCCCUCCAACACGAAGACAACGCCAUCAAACCCAAAAAGCGCAUCGAAGACGAUGAAGAAGCAGAAACGAUCCGCCGAAAUGCCGUCGAAACAGAGUAUCAGGCCCACAAGGACCAAGGCAAAGUUGAACGCCGCCGACGCUCCCGCGAAGAAGACGCGGAGACCUACAGCUACCCGCGCAAAACAGACUCCAGCCUCGACUCGCUGGACGGCCAGCCGGAGCGCUUCGUGCGCUGGUCCCAGGCCACCGAGGUAGGCGACUUCAUCCGCGACGCGGCCCGCACGCGCGAGUUCAUCGUGAUGAUCGAGGGCGCGCCCAGCGGCCUUGGCCAGAUCCGGAUUACCGUGCCCUCCUUCAACGAGCGCACGUACUUCCUGCGCGCGCGGCUGCGCAAGCUCUCCCGGCGCAUCCAGUCCAUAGCAGAGAUCAAGAAUAAGUGUGACAUGCUGGCCCAUCGAGGGGCGCAACGUGUCGCCAUCGGCGGGUUCGGUAUUCUGUCGGUGUGGUGGUAUAGCGUUUACAAGUUGACGUUUGAGACGGAUCUGGGCUGGGACACCAUGGAGCCUGUGACGUAUUUGGUCAGUUUGUCGACGUUGAUGGGGGGGUUAUCUGUGGUUUUUAUUUCGUAUAAAUCCGCACUGGAUUUUACGGUUAGUGCACGACAAAAGAAGCUGUAUCAACAGCAUGGCGUGGACGUGCAACUUUGGGAGUCGUUGAUUGAUGAGGGGAAGACGCUGCGGAGGGAAAUCAAGAGUAUCGCGGCCGAAUAUGACGCGGAGUGGAAUGAGAGGGCCGAUGAGCAGGACGAGCAGGUGACGCAGGUUCUGAAAUCUGAUAAGAAGGAGGAGGAGGCUGAGGGGAAGGAGAAAUCGGAGAAGGAUCGAGAUGAUUGA
Molecule: messenger RNA, 1566 nt
Organism: Penicillium chermesinum
Lineage: Eukaryota; Fungi; Ascomycota; Eurotiomycetes; Eurotiales; Aspergillaceae
Exons: 3
Coding region: 1-1566 (521 amino acids)
Biological process (GO): calcium import into the mitochondrion; mitochondrial calcium ion homeostasis
Cellular component (GO): mitochondrial inner membrane; uniplex complex
Molecular function (GO): uniporter activity; calcium channel activity
Source: RefSeq, a predicted model, not a curated record